GUUUCUGUCGUCCUCUGUCAGCCAUGGCGUCUGCUGAUAUGAGAGCUGAGCUGGACUGCUCUAUCUGUCUGGACACCUAUACAGAUCCUGUAAUGCUGAGAUGUGGACACAACUUCUGCCGGGUCUGUAUUGAUCGUGUACUGGAAACACAGGACGAGUCUGGGGUUUAUACCUGUCCUGGAUGCAGAGAAGAGUUUCAGGCGCGGCCUGCACUGAUGAGGAACUUAGCUCUGCGUAACAUUAUGGAGAAUUUCCUGUUUACUCAACCAAAAGAGAUGGAAACCGGGAUCUGCUGCACUUACUGUGUGGACUGUCCUGUACCUGCUGUUAAAUCCUGUCUACACUGUGAGGCUUCUCUGUGUGAGAAACACCUGAGAGUUCACAGCAAGUCAUCAGAACACGUCUUAUCUGACACCAGCACUUCCCUAGAGAACAGGAAAUGUUCUGUCCAUAAGAAGAUCCUGGAGUAUUACUGCACUGAGGACUCUGCUUGUAUCUGUGUGUCCUGCAGUUUGGUUGGAGAACAUCAGGGACACCAGGUGGUGGUGCUGGAUGAGGCCUCUAAGAAGAAGAAAGGGAAACUCAGAAAUAUUUUCCAGAAACUGACUACAAAGCGAGAGGAGACUGAGGAAAGAGUCCAGAAUCUGGAGGAACGCUGGAGAAAAGCUCAAGAAAAAGCAUCUAAAGAAACAGAGAGAGUCACUGCCCUGUUUACAGACAUCAGGAGACAACUGGACGACCUGAAGAAGAGGGUCCUGAGUGAGAUCUCCAGGCAGGAAAUGGAAGAAUCACUCUCAUUCUCUUCUCUGAUCCAGAAGCUGGAAAUAAAGAAGGACGAGCUGUCCAGGAAGAUGAGACACAUUGAGGAGCUGUGUAACAUGACUGAUCCACUGACUGUCUUACAGGAACCAGAUGCAGGUGACUUGUGUGAUUCUGAGGAGGAGGGAGGGCCAGAAGUUAUAACUCAAGUUUAAGAAAGAGAUCUCAAUGUACAGCAGAUUGUAGAACAAGGCAGGAGUUUCUUUUCAAUGUGAAGAUCCAGAUGGAAAAGAAGGAGCCGGACUUAGGGCGCAGCAUAGGGGGAGGCGAACAUGACAGGGGGUGGUUUAACCCUCCUCUUGUGUUAGGGUCAGAACCGACCCGUUUUCAGGUUUUGAAUGUCUAUAAGUAUCACAUAAAUUUGUUUAUUGCAUCAAGAUUUUUUUACUUUGUCAGGAACCUCUAUUUAAACAAUGUCAUAGAAAAAGAAUCCUUUUCACUAAAUUAUAAAAUACUGUGGUGAAAAUUAAGACAUUUAUGGUGUUAGGGUCAAUUCUGACCCAGUUAUAAUAUAGGAUUAUAGGACACUAAUAAGUGCCAAAACUGAAAUCAUAAACACUCUCUCUGCUUAGUAACACUGACAGCCAAUCCCCUCUCAACCCUGUGAGCUGUAGUUAGGGAGGGGGCCAUCUCUUUGUCUGCUUCUCUAAAUAAAGUAAAGAAACAUAGGACCAAUACAUUUCAGAGUUGCUGACUUGCAGAGUAAUCAUCUCCAAUAUGCAGCAUGCAAGAGUGAGAAGAUUUAGAAAGGUCUAAGGGGUCACACCAAAAAUAUUAAAACUAAUCUUUUCAAGGAUAAAGAAGCCUAACAAGGUAACCAAGAGGUAAGAAACAAAUUGGAUGAUAAAUAAUUGUUCAGAGGGUAUUUUAUGGCUCAUUUAAGACACGGGUCAAAACCGACCCGUUAACA
Messenger RNA from Bufo gargarizans (Asiatic toad), 1729 nucleotides. RefSeq names its product E3 ubiquitin/ISG15 ligase TRIM25-like. The transcript is spliced from 2 exons. The record is from RefSeq and is a predicted model, not a curated record. Bases 24 to 974 code for a protein of 316 amino acids. Gene Ontology annotation, molecular function: zinc ion binding. Lineage: Eukaryota; Metazoa; Chordata; Amphibia; Anura; Bufonidae.